Messenger RNA from Arctia plantaginis, 1494 nucleotides. The record is from the annotation of a GenBank genome assembly. Lineage: Eukaryota; Metazoa; Arthropoda; Insecta; Lepidoptera; Erebidae.
AUGACAAUAAAAUCAAAAUUGGAUGAAAUAUAUUACAGUGUAAUUGACUCUAAAUUUUAUCGACUAAUAAAUGAUUUCGAUAAACAUAUAUCAAGAAAUUUAAGAAAUGACUUGAUAGAAAUGAGACCUGCUAGUACAAAUGGCCUUUGGUGCUGUUUACUCCUGCCUACAAUUUUGCUCCUGUAUUCCAUACAGUAUAAAGUUUCCCUACUAUACAACUUGGGGACAUGCAUAGCCAUUGGAUAUUUAUUCUAUUGUCUAUUAUUUAUUGUUUUCAUGAGUGUAUCAUGUUUAGUGUUAAAAGAAAAUUUUUAUGGUGGAUGUUGGGCAUCUGGUACUGUGUCAACGUUAUUAAUGUACACAUUUUUGGAUCAAGGAUUAAUGUUUUCUUUCAUAUAUUCUAUGACAGCAGUACUAAUGUUCAAUGAAUUAUUGAAACUUACACUGACACGGUUCCCAAAAACAUUUACUAUCGGAGAGGCUAUGGUUGUUGUACAAAGUAUAAUGCUAUUUUUAAUAAUGACUUUUACAAGGUUGUACUAUUACGAUAGUGGGGAUAGAAGUGACAAAGAGAUGGACUUUGUUUUUAAUGUUGUUAUGACAGUAUUAUCAUCAGUGGGAAUUAUUGUUACAGCGUUAAUUUUAAUGGAAGAUGAACAGAGAACAUUACAAACGUUAUGUUACGUAACAAGUGUUACCGGAGUCUAUGCACUUGUAAUGCUGCAUGGCUUUGUAGGAAUUGAUUGCUUAAUUACAAUUACAAGUUAUAUAGUACUGAAUAUAACAAGACUGCAAUUAUUUUUCUUCUGGGCAAGCUUGGCAGGCUUAGCUGCAUUAGCUAUAAUGAAGCGUAUGCAAUUAGCGGUAAAAGCGAACACGGCAACGAGGAAGGUCUUCCAUAUACUAGCAUCUGCGGUAUUUUUGUCAGGAAUCAUUAUUGAUAUACAUUUUAUGACACUCGCUGCUGGAUGUGGACUCGGAGUUAUUAUAUUAGUGGAGGCAUUACGUAAAGCAGAUGUUCAGCAUGUAACACCUGUUUUGGAAGAAGCAUUUAAAAUCUACAGUGAUAAACAGGAUACAGGUUACUUCGCGAUGACACCGAUAUAUUUAUAUGUAGGACUGGCAUGCCCGUUAGUAUUAGUACCGGUGCACAAAGGGUACGAGUUGGAGUUACUCAGCGGAGUCCUAUCCCUCGGUAUAGGAGACACCGCUGCCAGUUGGUUCGGAUCCAAAUACGGCUUUAAUAAGUGGUCUGGUGGUGUCAAAACAUUCGAGGGUACUAUAUUUAAUAUUUUAUCACAAAUAAUGACAGUGUACCUUCUGGAGUUAUUUGGACUAUUAUACGUGGACAACGCGCUGUUACGGAUUAUAAUAGCUGCAAUAAUAACGGGCUUGGUCGAGGCAAGAACUAAACAAAUAGACAACUUAAUUCUACCACUAUUUAGUAUAAUCUCGUUCCAAAUGGUAAAUAUAAUAUGUGUGUUGGUCCAAUAG